Annulohypoxylon truncatum is the source of this 1396-nucleotide messenger RNA. RefSeq lists its product as uncharacterized. Gene Ontology annotation, molecular function: nuclear import signal receptor activity. Lineage: Eukaryota; Fungi; Ascomycota; Sordariomycetes; Xylariales; Hypoxylaceae. Gene Ontology annotation, cellular component: cytosol; nucleus. Gene Ontology annotation, biological process: protein import into nucleus. The record is from RefSeq and is a predicted model, not a curated record. The transcript has a single exon. The coding region runs from base 433 to 1125 and encodes 230 amino acids.
GUAGGGUUGAGGUUGUACGUACGUAUUAGCGUGCCGAGAUAUUCCAUGUAGGCAAAUACGUUACAUUGUUACCAAGCGGUAACGCACCUACCCACAUAGGUAACACGAAACCUUGCUGUACCUUCCCGGCGCAUAUUUGUGCCCCUCCAUGCGAUGACGUCGAAUCCACCAGCAGAAGCUUCCAUUUUCUUUUCUUUUUCUGCUUGCAUAUUCUUCAUUCCAGCUGCAAUUCCUCGCAUUCCACCACUGUACAUACGCACCUCCACGAGGAGACCUGCCGGUUCCCCUGAAACCUCGCGGGGUCCUGGAGAAAGUCUGCAAUUUUAACUCGUUUCUCUCCAAUUGGCAUCAGAAUUAAAAAAAUAAAAAAUCCAGACAUUCUCACCGAUCGCCCCCAAACCUCGAACCACACCCACACACACACCCACAGCCAUGGCCACCCCCCAACAACCACUCUUCGGCCUCCUCCCCGCCGGGCAACCGCUAAUAACAACCCCGACCUCGCAACCGCUCCCCUCGAACUUCCUCUACGCGAUCCCGCACACGCUCCCGCCCUCGCCCUCCAACCCGAAUCCAAAACCCUUCUCGCACCUCUGCGUCUUCCUGCUACCGGGCGCGUCAACGGCCCUCCCCCCCGGGACCGCGGCGGGGAUCUACGUGGCCCUGAACCCGGGCGCGCUGGCCGCGGCCGACGGCUCCGACCCGCGCUUCCAGUUCCUGGGCGGCGUGGGCCCGGGAAAGGAGAGCGCCGUGUUCAAGCUGUCGCCGAGCACGAGCUCGAGCUCGGCCGAGGGCGUGGUGAUCGGGAUUAGCGUCGAGGAGGCGGGCGUUGUGGCCGAGAAGAUACAGCAAUUGCACCCUGGCGACCCUUCUGCUUCUACAUCUACCACUGUUGUACCACACGCGGGAGCUGGGGGGGGAGUAGGAGGAGGGGGCCAACCGUCAACGCAGAUCCUGGCGCAGCGCAUAAUACAGAACGCGUUCAACUUCCUGUCGGGCUUCAGCGGGAAGGUGGGCGCCGAGGGCGUCGAGGUCGUCCCGUUGAAGGCCUUCCAGGAGUGGUGGCGCAAGUUCGAGAACAAAGUCCGGAACGACCCGGCCUUUCUCGAGAGGGAACAGGAUUAAUUGGUGUCGACGGGCGUGUUAAAUGAAGGAGAGGGGAAGAAGAAAAAAAAGGGAAAAAAGGGAACGGGUGGAUGCGUGGGUGAAGAUUAGGAUACGGAGUGUUGGUAGGAGCUCACUGAGAAAUCAGAAACGAAUCAACACAAUCCCAGAUGCAAGAGGGUUGUACAGCAGUAAUUUUGGCUUAUGGUCGACUUAUUUAGAAUAAUGUAAUCUACCUAAGUACCUAGGGUAAUUCUUUACACAUAAUGGCAGUUGAGACAUACAUAACAGC